AUGUUUAGGUAUUUCAAGAAAAUAAACAAGGACAACAAUGAAUCAACAUUACCUUUGUCCUCGAACCUGCGCAAUAUAACAACAAUUUGUCUACCUCAUGGUGCCCGUUCAACUGCCCAGAAUAUAGCACCGCCAAUUUCAACUGCCCAGAGUAUCGCACCACCAGUUUCAACUCCCCAAAAUGAGUCUUCCAUAGAAAACAGUGUGAAUGAAGACCUAUUAGCAAGUCUACCUUCAGACCCGGGACUGCGACCUCCAAUUUUUUAUUAUGAUCCCAAUAUCCGAGACCAAGUUCGAAGAGCGUAUCUAGAAAGAGGUCCUUGUCAGGCAAAAAAAACAUGCUUAUCCGACAUCAAUACUCGGCCAAGUAGUGGUGAUUCAUUUGUUGGCAAAGGUUUCAGAAAUUGGAGGAAGAAAACCAGAUUGCACGACCAUAUUGGGAAACGCAACAAUGCACACAACAUUGCUUUGAAGAAAUGUGUGGCGUUACUUAACCGGAAGCAACAUAUUAAUUCAGUUAUCUUUAAACAGUCGGAGGAGACUAAAAGGGAGUACAUGAAAAGAGCUGUUGUACUAGAUAAUGCUCCAGGGAAUCAAAAGCUGAUAACACCAGAUAUUCAGAAAGAUAUAACCAGGUGUUUUUCUUCUGAAAUCCUAAGUCAAAUUGUUAAAGAAAUCGGUGAUGGACCAUUUUCUAUCCUCUUAGAUGAAUCUAAAGAAAUAUCUUCGAAGGAACAGUUGGCUAUAGUCUUGCGAUAUGUGCACAAAGGCCAGGCAAUCGAACGUUUCUUAGGAAUCGAACAUGUCACCAGUACGACUGCCGUUUCACUUAAAGCUACUGUCGAUGAUUUCUUUUCUCGGCAUGGAUUGAGUAUUUCCAGAUUGCGAGGACAAGGUUAUGAUGGGGAAAGCAAUAUUAAAGCUAGCUGUUGUGGAUGUUUCAAAAAACAUACAUAUGUUGAACACCUUUAUGUCAUAAUAAGUAACUUGGUGAAUGUGGUGGCUGGAUCAGCCAAACGUCAAGAUAUGCUUCGUUCCAAGCAAGCUGAUGCAGUCUUUGAGGCACUAUGUAGUGGUGAGAUUGUAAGUGGGUGGGGAUUUAAUCAAGAAAGUACUCUUAAAAGAGCAGGUGAUACAAGUUGGGUUUCGCAUCACAAUACAAUAGUAAGCUUAAUUAAUAUAUUCUCAUCUGUUGUAACACUUUUGGAAGACUUAGCUGUAGAUUCUGAUAAGAAGUUUGAAUCCAAGAGAAAAGAUCAAGACAUUGUCAAUGCCAUGAAAUUACUUACAGUGUGCAAGGAACGACUUCAGCUAGUGAGAGAUGACGACUGGGAUUCGAUGUUGUCAGAAGUAUCCUUUUUUUGUACAAGGCACCGCAUCAAAAUUCCUGAUAUGAAUGAUGUGUUUCAACGGGAAGGUCGACCCAGGCGUAAUGUUGAAGAGGUAACUUAUUCAUACCAUUAUCGAGUUGAAUAUUUCAAUACAGUCAUAGAUAUGCAACUGCUGGAACUAAACAAUCGUUUCAACGAGACGAACACUGAAUUACUUCUUUCUGUCGUAUGCUUAAGUCCAAUUGACUCAUUCUUUGCAUUUGACAAAGAAAAACUGAUUCGUUUUUCUCGGUUUUACCCAAGAGAUUUUUCCCCUACUCAGCUUGUGUUACUUGAAGACCAACUACUAAGUUACAUUGCUGAUGUACGGUCUAGCAAUGAGUUUUUAGAUUUGAAAGGAAUUGCUGAUCUUGCAGUCAAAAUGGUGGAGACAAAAAAGGAUAUAGUGUACCCUUUGGUUUAA
Messenger RNA from Papaver somniferum (opium poppy), 1794 nucleotides. RefSeq lists its product as uncharacterized. The transcript has 5 exons. Lineage: Eukaryota; Viridiplantae; Streptophyta; Magnoliopsida; Ranunculales; Papaveraceae. The record is from RefSeq and is a predicted model, not a curated record. Bases 1 to 1794 code for a protein of 597 amino acids.